Cotesia glomerata is the source of this 2612-nucleotide messenger RNA. RefSeq lists its product as uncharacterized. The transcript has 4 exons. The coding region runs from base 977 to 2305 and encodes 442 amino acids. Lineage: Eukaryota; Metazoa; Arthropoda; Insecta; Hymenoptera; Braconidae. The record is from RefSeq and is a predicted model, not a curated record.
GGGUCAAAAAAAUCGAAUAAUUUUUUUUUGACUUUAUACUCUGAAAAAUAGGUUCGUAGACACCUAAAAAGAAUUCUCUCCAAGUAUGAGCUCUUAAUUAUAACGGGAAGGUCCUCCGCUUUGCGGGUUUCUAUUUUUUUCGAAUAAUCAGAUAAAAAAAUUUAUAUCUCGCUUCCAACUGCUUGGAAAAAUAUUCCGUGGCAUAGACUUUGUAAGAAAUUGAACGCUCUACAAAAAAGGUCUCUUAUGAUUUUUUCAAAAACCUAACCGAUUAAAAGAUAUUUCUAGUUGAAGUUUGGCUAUUUUAAGGAAAAUAUUCGUUUUUAUUAUGAAUUUUAUAAGUCGAUGAAAAAAAAUUAUUUCGGAUUGCGGAACUCAUGAUUUUGUAGGAAAUUUACUGCUCUACAAAAAUGGUCUCUUAUGAUUUUUUGAUUAAGUGAAGCCGUUACGAGAUAUUCAUCGUCAAACAUUAACGAAUAUCAAUAUUUCCAGUUUUUGAUCAAUAAUUCGAUAAAUUUUAAUUUAAACUAUGAGUUUCAGGAAAAUUUACAUAAAUUUAAAUUUCUAUCAUAAAAGUCACUCCUACAGGAGUUAUUUGUUCAAAAAUUCACUAAGAAGUUUUUGUUCUAAUGAUAUUUUUUGUAAGCUUUAUUUGUAAUAAUUUAAAAUGUCAAUUGCAUUGGCAUUUCAUAUUAUUACGGUUGUUUAGUAUGUAUUUUCAAAUUUUAUUCUACCAAUUAUACAUAAAUUUUUUGUGAGAGAGGCUUUUGUUCUGAAUUACAUUACUUCUUCUGUUGGUACUCUAACGCUAGCGCCACCUAUGUUGUUUUUCUUAACUAUCUUCGUUGUCUACUUUUUUAUCAGUACAUUUUCAGUGCUCCAAAAACUCAUCAUUUCGUAUACAUGAUAAUAACAAUUUUUUCGAAAUAAGUCAUUUUCUCAUCAUAUAAAUUCAUUUAUUAUCAAUAAUUCUACAAUGAAUAAAGAAAUACGUUUAAUCGGUAUACCUGUGCAAAAACUCACUGAACGUAAGUUACCAAAAGUGAAAGAGGUUAUGAGAGUGUUUUUCUAUCAACUUAAAGUUUUAAAGUUUUCAAUCAAACAAAGUGCAAAAAAUUCAGCUGACAAGGUUAUUGAAUUGUGGAAAAUAAAUCAGAUCCCUACGAGUGGAGCUUCUAAUGUAGUCAAAAAAAUUCUCCGUUUUCAUAGUGAGUGGUUGAAAUUACUAAAAGAUUUUAAUAAGAAAAGUGAUAAGGUAAAAGAAAAGGAGUUUCAGACUGAUCUUGAACAAUUAUUCGACAUUGUAAGUAAAAAUUCCCUAAAAGGGGUGGAUGAUAACAUUAGGAAGUUGUAUUUGGAUCAAAAAUUCUGUACACACAAAGAGAUUCUUUCGAAUAUUGUACCUGCGUCAAACUCAACUACAGAUAUGAUGGAAAUAGAUGAAAGCAAAUCAUUCUCGACGCAUACAUUAAGUGGAACUACAAAUUCUGGAUCUGAUUUGGAGUAUGAACCCCCAAUUCCGACAAAACGAGCAAAAAUAAAUGUCUUAACUCCUGAAGUCGUUUCUGCACUUGACAGAGCUAAUGUCAGCAGUAGAAACGCGAUGUUCAUUAUUGCUCCGGUUUUAUCAGCUGUUGGUAUAAAAAUUGAAGAUACAACGCUCAGCUAUAGGUCCAUCCAACGAGCUCGUAUGGUUCAAAGAAAAGACAUUGCUCAAGGAUUAAAAGACAAUUUUAAAACACACGAUAAAUACGUAGUGCAUUGGGAUGGUAAAAUGCUGAAUGAUCUAAUUGAAUCCAAAUCUGUGGAACGACUACCGGUUCUUUUAACUGCGUAUGGUACUGAACAAUUACUUGGAGUUCCAAAAAUGAAUUCUGGGACGGCAGUUAAUCAAACAUCCGCCAUUUUAUCAACAUUGAGUGAAUGGGGUAUUAUUAAGUAUGUCAAGGCGAUGUGUUUUGACACUACGGCUGUUAAUACAGGAAUUCACAACGGUACAUGUAAGGAAAUUGAAAAGAUUUUGGGAAGAGAGUUGAUCUGGUUAUCAUGUCGUCAUCACAUUUUUGAGAUCGUAUUAAGGGGCGCAUUUGAAGUAUUUUGGCCUGUGUCAUCUGGGCCAAAUGUACAGAUGUUUGGAAGGUUUAAAAAAUUUUGGGAUGAUAUAGAUAUAACUAAUUAUAAAUCUGGUGUUGAAGAUGCUGUUGUUGCUGAUAUCAUUUCGAAUAAAAAAGAUGAAAUCUCUAGUUUUAUUACGAAAUCUUUACAGUUACUACAACCCCGAGAUGAUUAUAAAGAAUUAUUGUAAUUAUCAUUGAUUUUCCUUGGAGAAAUGCCUCAAGAAAAGAUUUCUUUCAAACGUCCUGGUGCUGUUCAUCAUGCUAGAUGGAUGGCUAAGGCCAUUUAUAGUUUGAAAAUGUAUCUAUUCAGAGAUGAAUUCAAACUCUCUCAGAAAGAAUUGCAUGGUCUUCGUCAUUUCUGUAUUUUUAUAGUCACAUUGUAUUUAAAAGCUUGGUUUUCAUCAACUUCUGCAACAACUGCUGCUUAUCAUGACUUGCAGUUUAUGAAAAAUUUAUUGGAGUACAAACAUAUCAAUCCUUUGAUUUCUUCAGCUA